GGGAAGGUGGGUGGAGCGAAAUGCGGGAGAGGGCUUUGGGUGCUUGGCCCUGCCCUUCUCUUCCCUGCCCUUCUCCCAAUGCGCCCGCGCUGCAGGCGCGCCCCUUCGUUGUACGCCUGCGCAGCACGCCUCGCGCAGCUCAACUCCCGCUGCGCGUGCGCAGUGUCUCUCCCAUCGCUUCGGCUUGUCAGUCGGCGCCUGGCCGUUGAGAGGGGCGGACGUUUGGAGAGGGAGCUGUUGCUGCUGCUGUUGCUUUCGCCUUUCCCGCUGUCGACGACGAAAUGGCUGAGCCCGCCACCCAGUCCCCCUAUAUUUCUUCUUCCGCCGGGGGCGGCUCCUCGGAACCCGGAGGACGGGAGCUGAAAGGGGCAGGUUCCCCUCAGCCUUGCGCUGAUUCCUUUGUUUCUUCCUCUCAGCCUGUCUCUCUCUUUUCGACCUCACAAGCAGGGACAGCUCCAUCUCCUCCUCCUGCGGCUGGCAAGUCAGCUUCCGAGGUUGCGAUUCCCCCUUCCCCUGCCUUCUCUGCAUCAGCUGAAGCACAUUCCGAAAACCAAAGGGGGACAGACUGCCAGCGGGCACUCUCAAAUGCAGCACCAGAGUUGGUGGAUGGUCAAAAGCGCACUCUUGUCCCCGGGGCCAGGGAAUGGUCAGGACUAGAGGCAGCGGUUCUAGAAUCCUCUGGCCAAGAGAAAUCCUCCUCCUCCUCGACCGGAUCCAAAGUUCUUGAUUCCAGCCCAGUGGUUCAGGCUGUCUCCCUGGAGCACAGUCACUUGAAAGGAGAGGUCCCCAUAGGUGGUACGGCCAGUCUGAGGGGAAGCGACCAACAUUUCAUGGACCAAACCCAAAAAGUAGUUUCCGGGGAAGAGUCAAAGCUGGCUUUGCUGGCCAGCCCCAAAGGAGAACCCGAGCACCCGCCAGCCAGGGUCACACAUUCCCAUUCCACUGCACCCCCUGCACUAGCCGGUGAGACGGUCGUGGAGAAAGAUUCCCCUGAAUCGCCAUUUGAGGUCAUUGCUGACAAACUGGAAUUUGAUAAGGAGUUCAGAGACGUCCUCACAAGCGGCGCCAACGACAUUGGCAGCAACUGGGUCAUGCACGGGGAACGGGAGCUGCUUACGGACAUCCCGGAAGACAGUGUCUGUGAGUUCCGGGUGAAGCCCCGUGCCGGGGGCAGAGUUCCCUCGGGGCCUGGGCUCUCGCGCCAGUCUUCAGGCACAAGCGCGGCACUGGAGGAAGUGUCCAGAUGUGUCCGCGAGAUGCACAGCUUCACGAGCGAGCUGCUCAACUGGGAUUUGAUCCCCAAGGACCUGGAUGACAAGCCUGACAACCUGGCGAGCACGGUCCUCCCCGUGUCACCUAUCCGAGACGCCCGUGGAGGCCUUGCGGGGGCCACGAAUGGCAAGGGGACGUCAGGCAACGCCUCCAGCCCUCUGCAACCGCUCACGAUCAGCGUCCACCAAAAAGGCAGGCCCGUUCUGGAGGCGGAGAAGAAGCCGGCUGCUGUGAACCAAGAGCCGACUGCCAUGAAAACGUCUCCCACUGCCGUCAUGGAGUUGAAGGCUGAUGUCUGCUGGCCGAAUCCCAGCCUGCCUGAAGCGGCAGAUGCCGACAGCUCUGGUGAGUCCGACGACACCGUCAUAGAGGACGCCACAGCGGACCCACUCUUCCAAAAUGAGAGCGGCAGCGGCAGCAACUCGCCACCCAAACUGGUGGCCUCUGUCAAAGCCGAGCCCGGAGCUAUAAGUAACAGCCACAGGUCUAGCGAGCUGCAGGAACCAGCCCAUGAAGACGGGGCAGCUUUUGGGACCCCAGAGUGCAACUGGGGAUUCAUCGACGACUUUGAAACUCUCCCGGCCAGAGCAGAUGGGGGGAGCCCUGCUGCUGAAGCUCCGCUUCCCAAACUGUCUGCUCCAUGUGCAGUGCAGGAGCUGGGGACCUGUGAGCAGGACUUGCUGGUGAAACGCCCCAAGAUGGGAGGCCCCAGUGUUGCCGCAAGGGGAGCCCUCCCUUUGGAGAGCUUGAAAGAGGCCGUGUGUCCAGACGCACUCACCGGCGAGAGCUUCAUGGACUUCAUGAAGGAGUGCUUGAAAGCCAAGGGGAGUGAGUCUCCCGAAGACCCCGUGGAGACGUUUUCGGAGGCCGAGCUGAAGGCGGCCCGGUCCCAGGUGCUGGCUCCACACUCUCGGCAGCCCCCCAAGGCCACCCAAGACUUUGAGCAAGAGCACCUCACCAUCAAGGCCCUCAAAGAAGUGGGCAGGAAGACCGAGGUGGAGAGGCAGCCUCCUGCCCUGAACAAGGUGUCCCCGCCUGGAGGCAGGCAGCUGGGGCAGUCCCACGACACCCUGCCGGACCCCCCUGUGCAGAAGUCUGCCUUGGAGAAAAGGCCCCUCUGCCUGGCUCAGGCUGUGGAAGUGAAGUUGGCUUCUGCCUCUGCUGGCCUUGGCAGACUGGAUGCUCUCAGUGAACCAGCCCGGGCCUCUUCUCCUGAGGCUCCCGUGCCACGCGCUCUAAGGAAGCUCCUGGCUCAGUUCUCAGUGCGUGACCUGAUCUUCUGGCGGGAUGUGAAGAAGACGGGCCUGGUUUUCAGCACCACGCUGAUCCUGCUGCUCUCCUUGGCUGCUUUCAGUGUCAUCAGCGUCGUCUCGUACCUCAUCCUGGCACUCCUCUCGGUGACCAUCAGCUUCCGGGUCUACAAGUCCGUCAUCCAGGCUGUGCAGAAAUCUGAAGAGGGGCAUCCAUUCAAAGCCUACCUGGAUGUGGACGUGGCCCUCUCCUCGGAAGCAUUCCACAACUACGUGAGCUCAGCCAUGGUGCAUGUCAACCAGGCCCUGAAACUCAUCAUGCGUCUCUUCCUGGUGGAGGACUUGGUGGAUUCCCUGAAGCUGGCGGUCGUCAUGUGGCUGAUGACCUACGUCGGAGCCAUCUUCAACGGGAUCACCCUCCUCAUCCUGGCGGAGUUGCUGGUUUUCAGUGUCCCGGUUGUGUAUGAGAAAUACAAGACCCAGAUCGACCAUUACGUGGGGAUCGCCCGGGAUCAGAUCAAGUCAUUUACCACCAAGGUCCAAGCCAAACUUCCUGGAGUUGUGAAGAAAAAGCCAGAGUAAUGUUUGCGGGGGAAUCCAGGACCCAGCUGUUAACUAAAAAAAAAAAAAGUACCCCCUUGUUGUCAUAGUUAUAACCAUUGUUGCUCGUACCUAUGAAGGAACACCCCAGGUCAGCUUGAUGUCUGCAUUCCAAGCUUACUGAUUAUUAUUUUUUUUAUUUUUAUUUUUUUAUUUUUAGAAAAAUGUUCUUCUUCCUCUGCCCCACCACACAAAGCCUAAACCCCGGGCUCUGAAUGCAUCGGACUAAACACAAACUGGUGUCGGAAGUUAGGGCGGAGGUCUUGCCUCUUGGCUCUUGCAGCGGCCUUGGGGAUCUUGUUUGGGAUGGGCCACAUGUGUCCAGUGAAACCAUCCUGGGCGGGUGCUCUUUUUUCCAAGGAGAGGUGGGCUCCCAUCUCAACAGAAUGCAGGUGGGGUUUUCAGCCUCCUUGGCAGACGGAAAGUUCUGCCGGGACACGGCGGGCUUCUGCCUGCCUGCCCUCCCUGCUUCUCCUGUGAAAUGGCUGGAUUUGCCUCUCGUGCAUUGUUCCGCUAAGGCAGAAAGUCCAGUCUGUCUCUCUUACCAGGCACCUCUUAACUUCUCUCCUCUUCUCCCCCCCCCCCGCAAUUAACGUGCUGAUGGAAAGGGGGGAUUCUCCACCCCAUCUCCCUUAAUGACAUCAGUGCUGCUCUUUAGUCUGGUCCACUCCCCACUCUCCCGUGGCAGGCCCCCUUUCCCCCUCCCAAAGAUGAACAAGGUGGUACUCUUUUCUUCUUCUUCUUCUUCUUCUGGAACAAACAUGUCUGUAACUGCUGUGUACACUGCUAGGAAAACAAAAGAACCCUGAGCCGUUAAAAAAUAUAUAUAUAACAAAAGUUGUGCAUGCGACUCCCGUAAGAGUGUGCAGUCCUUAGGAAUGUCCCCCAGGCUAUUCUCAGCAGUUGGGUGGAGGGCCUGGCCUCAGCGCAGUGGCAGCAGUUGAGUAGAACACGCCCCACCCCAAGGGAGAGUGUGUCACGUUUUAGAGGUCUGGCACUGGACGGCUUGUAUCAGUCUUAAGGGUUUUUACCAACCCACGUUUUCUUCUUAGGGGGAUCCGUUUUAAACAGCUUUGCCAUGGCUCAGUAAUGUGCCAUCCCCUGUCGGUACCACCCUGCGCCCCGCUCCCCAUCUCACACAGGGUGGCUGCAUCGACAUAAACUGGCUGCUGGAGCUCUUGCCCGCGUCGGUCUUUCUGACAAGAGGAGAGCCUGCGCUGGGGGCAGAGUGGCUUGCCGUUCUGGGCUGGGGCGAGCAGAGAGUCCAGACCGGCAGCUCAAAGGGAAGGGGCCACCUUGGCUCCCACAAGCUUGAUGGUUCUUGAAGUGGAAGGUGGCUGAGGCAGGGGACGCGGCCAUUUGGGAGGAUGCUGCUCCUGGUGCCGCUGCACCCCUGCCCGGGGUGGGGCGUUUCCCUACCUUGCCAUACUGUGUUUGCCUUGGGCUACGGUUCGUGGUGCAUCAGGGUGAUCCCCCACCCCUGGCAGAUUGGGCUGCCUUACCCCCAACUUGUGAGCCACCCAGCUGCACCCUGCUUUUCACACCUGUUGCGUAAAGUGUAUUUAGUGCAAAUGUCCUCUUGGGGUGGCCAGUACCCACACUGGCAUGGCUUCUGGCAAAGGAGGUGGCCCCGAUGGAUCCUCCUGGCCCAGAAGUGUGCAUUUGGUUCUUGGGCCCAAGCAGCUUGGAGUAUGUCUCUCUUUUGCCUUGGAAUAGGAGAAGCAGACCUUGAGCGAGAGGCGCACGAGUGUCUGUUACAUGUCUCGGCAGCACACACGCACACACCCCGCUGUGACCUGGGGAGACAGCUUGUGCACUCAGUCCCGACUUCUUCCCAGCACCCAGGACCUCUCUCUGCCCCUUGGAAGCCCCAGGUUCGGCUUUUCUGUUCUGUUACUGCUGUGUUUGAAUACCAUGAACCGACCUCUUUGUGCCAGGUGUGCUUUUUUAAAAAAAGAGAAAUAAGUCAGAGAAAAAAAUGUAUGUAGAUGGAGACAACAAAACUACUAAUGAAGCUCUUGCAUUUGUGCGUGUGUGUGUGUGUACUGUGCGUGCAGCGUUUUUUUUAAGUACGGUAGCGCCACAGGAAGAGACCCAGUUGAGGUUUGAAAGAGAGAAAGAAAUGCAAUUUGAUGUGGUAUUAAUAAAAAGAGCACAAAAGUACAACCCCCA
Messenger RNA from Hemicordylus capensis (graceful crag lizard), 5294 nucleotides. It is a transcript of the gene RTN3, whose product is annotated as reticulon 3. The record is from RefSeq and is a predicted model, not a curated record. Gene Ontology annotation, cellular component: postsynaptic density; neuron projection. Bases 282 to 3104 code for a protein of 940 amino acids. Gene Ontology annotation, biological process: brain development; endoplasmic reticulum tubular network formation; neuron differentiation. The transcript is spliced from 9 exons. NCBI's taxonomy places the organism in Eukaryota, Metazoa, Chordata, Lepidosauria, Squamata, Cordylidae.